Messenger RNA from Oikopleura dioica, 2151 nucleotides. NCBI's taxonomy places the organism in Eukaryota, Metazoa, Chordata, Appendicularia, Copelata, Oikopleuridae. The record is from the annotation of a GenBank genome assembly.
AUGUCAGGAAGAAGAAUCCGAAAGCAACAUACUGGCAGAAGGGAUGUUGACAUCAAAACCAUUCGGGAGUACUGUCGUGUGAUUAAAGCUGGUCGGUCGAAGGAAGUAUAUGCGCUUUACAAGAAGAAAUUCAAUGGAGAUACUCUGAGUUCGUCGACUUUGGCAACAUGGAAGAAAAACAUGGACAAAUACUUGAAUUGUGAUAAGAAAAAAGGAUGCAGACCUUCGUACAAGCAGGAAGAAAUCAAAGAGAUAUUCGACAGUGAAUUAUUCAAAAAAAUCGAAGAACUUGAUUAUGAUUUGGAGGGAUACGUUGGUUUGAAAGAAAUGGCAGAAAAGCUUGCAGCUACUGAUCAAUACAAAGACGAGCCCUGUAUACAAUCGAUGACUUUUUCGUUCUCUUACUGCGAACGAAUUGUGAAAAAAUACAACAUGAUGGUCACUACAAGCACGAAGAUGCGGAUGUGGAAGGGCUCGCAGUCGACGCGGAAAAUCAAGCAUGAGGGCGGCGAGGUCCUGUGCAAAGUAUUCGACGAGGCCGUUGUGUACAGCAAUGCGCGGGGCUGGAUGACUCGAAAAAUUUUCCAGGAGGAGAUUAAAAGGUUCUCUAGGCACCUAUCCCGCACCAAGCCCGGCACCAAGAACCUUCUCCUCCUGGACAAUUUUUCGGGUCAUCUUAUUGACCCCGUCGCACUUAGCGUGCACAACGUCCACGUCGAAUACUUUAAGCCGGGCUGCACAGGCCAGUACCAGCCCUUGGACAUGCUCUUCUUUGCUGCCCUUAAAAAUCAGUAUCGAAUUUUCUUAAGAAAAUUUCGACAAGGGCAGCAGAAGAGCAGUCCGGGGCUGGAGCUGUCUGUAAAGACCGUCGCCCGGCUUGGUUCCGAGAUGAAGCCCGGCAUCGUCAGGGCUUGUUGGCGAAAGACUGGUCUCACCAGAUUCGCACAGCUUCAGGGCGAGACGAUUGACAAUGAAGAAGAGGAGAUGAACCGGCAUUCAAUCGAGAAGAUCGAAGAAGAACUCGCCCAGCUUCAGCUUCAAGACGACGAUGAAGAUGAUGAUGUCGAGGUCGAGGAGAUUGCUGAACAACCAUGGUUUUUCACCUAUUGUGGUGGAACUCAUCGGUAUUAUGGAAAACAUUUCGGCAGACAUUUCAAAGCAUCAUUUCUCGGUCCGACUUCAAAGUCUAAAUUGCCAAAAAAGAGCGAUAGUCAACCAUCUGCUGCGUCAUUCGCGAUGAAGAAAUACAUUCCAACUCUGUCUGAUACAGAUGUCGAAAACAUCCGAAAAUGUCAAGCAAGACUCGUUUCGAAAGAAUGCGUCCCUCUCAGAAGAUUCAUGAUGUCCGAAAUGCAAGAUUUAUUCCGAGAAAUCGUGCGCGCAGUGGCGCCAGAAAAUACUCACGAGGACAUUAUUGACAAUAUUGUCUCGAAAAUCAGCACUCACCGUGACACACUCAAACAAUGUGCCGAAGCAGAUGCGAAAGACCUCGAAAAAAUGAUUGCUUCAAAGGCAGAACGUAUCGCGAGAUCGGGCUCGGCAUGUCUAAUGGUCGACCAUCAAAGCCUUAAAAAUAAAGGUUCCGAUACUCAGAAUAAACGUCUUGGCUUGAUUCUAUGCAUAACAGAUGAAUUCCUCAACGUUUAUAAAUCCUUGCUCACCUAUCUGCCGAUUGGAUCGUCCGCAAUGGAAGCGAACCUUGAACCAGUCAAGUCAAUUUUGGCCAAAUAUGGAAUCCUGGAAUAUGUUGAGAAAGGGUUGAUAUGUAUAGUGGCGGAUUUCGCCGCGCAGAACCUAUGUCGGGCGCUAACUUGGAACCAUAAUGGAUGCUGCGCGCAUUCUACAAUGAAUCUGCUCAAUCGAACGUUUACUCUUUUCCUCAGCGAAAAAUCAUCUGACGAAUUUUUGAAGGCGAAAAAUAUUUUCUUGAUCGCGGAUCAAAAACACGAUAACAUAACGUCUGCUCAAUACCCAACUCUCAAUUCAUACCUACGAAGAACAGCAAUUAGUGAAGAAGCAAGGCGGAAACAAGUCGAGCUCAAUUACGAGCUUGAUUACGAGGCGGACAAAGAUGAAAAUGGCGAGUUAGACGAAGACGACGAUAUUUCGCAACGAUACCAGUACUAUCCAUCUCUUCCAAAGGAUUUUUAG